UUAACAAUAAUAACAGGUUAAUAUUAACAAUAAUAACAGGUUAAUAUUAACAAUAAUAACAGGUUAAUAACACUCUGAUAUAAACAAAGGGCCUACUCACUUUCCCAGGGUAUCUGACUAUUGGGGAGAAUAGGAGUCUGUGUUUGAAUCCCUUCUCGUUCAGAUACCCACUUAACGUGGGUUAAUUCAAUUGCAGACAUCCAUGUAACCUGUGUGUUCUCAGAGGAUUGUGGCCUGCCCUGCAGCUUCCUGCCUGGCAGUGAUGAAGUCAUCCACUGGCUGAAACCAGAAGACAAGGACCUGUCCGUCCACUCCUACUACUACAGUACAGAUCAGCUCAAACAGCAGAGCCAGCGUUUCAGAGGGAGAACAGCCCUGUUCAAUGACCAGAUCCCCAAAGGAAACGCUUCACUACUGCUGAGAGGGAUCACACUCCAGGACCAGGGCAGAUACAAGUGUUACACCAGCACUAUUAAAGGCAACAUGGAGUCCUUCAUUAACAUAGCAGUGGAGGCUCCAGUCCACUUGGUGGACAUUCAGUUAUCAGAUGACAUCAUCACCUGCAGUUCUACAGGUAUCUACCCUGAGCCUAAACUCACCUGGUCAACUGACCCCCCCUCUGACCUUUCAUUUGACCCUGGAACCAUCCAGAACUCCACCAGCAUCAAGGUGGAUGACCAGGGCCUCUAUAACAUCACCAGCACAAAACAGUUUAUCAGAAACCAAACCAACAUCUGUACCGUGACCUCUGGGACAGUAGAAAGGACAGCAACCCUGAAACAGCAAGAUCCGGUCCAAGGAUCUCCAAGCAGUGAGGUGUCCAUCCCCUGCAGUAUCUCUCAGUCUGACCUCCUGAACUUUGACCUCACCUGGACAUUCAACCAGAUAGUCACCAUCCUUACCUCCACCUACACCAACGGUACAGCUCAGAUGUAUGUUGUUGACAAGUGGAAGGAGCAGGUUCAGAAUUUGUCUGACUCUGGCAGCCUUCAGCUCCACAAGUUAACCAUGGUCCACCAGGGGACCUACAGCUGUGAACUCUCUACUGCCAGAGACACACACCUGAUCCUCACCUACCUGCAGAUCACACCUGAUAAACUAUCUGAUGUUUCAGAUGGACUGAGUCCAGGUUCAAUCACUGGUAUAAUAAUAGCUGCAGUGAUUAUAGCAGCAGUGAUAUGUUACCUGCUGAGAGGUUUUCUGGCCAAAUACAAAAGUAACAUGGCCAUCUGAAGAGGGAGAGUCACUCUCUGCUACAGCAAAUACAAAUGGUCCAAACGAAAACAGUCAGAGUGGAAAACCACUUCAGAAUGAAGAAGGAAGAAAGGAAUACAUAGAAAGACAACAAGAAUAAGGUCAAGAAGAAGAGGGUUCAUCCACAGCAGACAUAGUUAUGCCUUCAAUCAGCAUGAAGAAAACUUUCCAUAAAAACCACAAAACAUUAGUAACAAUUAGUAAUUAGUAAUUAGCACCUCCCUCAACCGCAGGGCUCUCCAGGACACCUACAGCACCCGAUAUCAGAGUAAAGCCAAGAAGAUCCUCAAGGGUGUCAUCAAAGCUCGGACUGAAAAACAGCUUCUAUCUCAAGGCAAUCAGACUGUUAAAUAGCAUUCAAUAGCUGGCUUCCACUCGGUUGAGGGUGCUGCCCUAUGUACACAGACUUGGAAUCACUGGCCACUUUAAUUAUGGAACAGUAGUCAAUUUAAUAAUGUUUAAAUAAUGUUUGCAUGCUGCUUUACUCAUCUCAUAAGUAUAUACUGUAUUAUAUUCUACUGUAUUUCAGCCAAUGCCACUCCGAUAUUGCUCAAUAUAAUAUUUAAAUAUUUCUUAAAACCUAUUUGGGCUAAUCGUCCCGCUAGCGGGAACAUUUCUGGUGAAACUGGAGGGAGCGCAAUUCAAAUAAAUGAUCAUAAAAAUUAUGGAUAUUAAACAUUUAUGUACAUACAAUUGUCUUCUAUUGGUUGAAAGCUUAAGUUCUUGUUAAUCUCACUGCACUUGCCAAUUUACAGUAGCCGUUACAGCGAUAGCAUGCCAUGCGAUUGUUUGAGGACGGCGCCCAACAUCAAAAUAUUUUUCUACCGGCACAGGUUUCAUAAAUUCACAAAUAGCGGAUAAAUAUUCACUUACUUUUGGAAAUUCUUCCUCUGAUUUGUCAUCCAAAGGGUCCCAACUAUAACAUGUAGUGUCGUUUUGUUAGAUAAAAUCCCAAAAAGUCUGUUUAGAUUGCGUCAUCAAUUUGAGCAAUCCACUCGUUCAACAGCAGAGAAAGGAAUCCAAAAAUCUACCGCUAAACUUUGUUAAAACAAGUCCAAAUACAUUUCUAUUGACUCCUCAGAUACCCUAAAAUGUAAUCAAACUCUAAUAUUUCAUACGGAAAGAAGUAUGUUCAAUAGGAAAACGAUAUUAGCAGGUGCGUCUCCUCUUCAUCGCGUGCCCAUACACAAAAUUCCAAGACUGUGUCCCUGUAGUAAAACUCCUUAUUCUUACUCGUUUUGGAAGAAACAAGCCUGAAACCUUGAACAUUGAGUGCUGACACCCAGUGGAAGCCAUAGGCAUUGCAUACUGGGAGCUAGAUUUAAUUAUUUCCCUAUACUUGCCAUUGUAAGAGCAUGGGCUCUCAAAAAAAACAAUUCUGGUUGUUUUUUCUUUGGAUUUUCUCCUACCAUAUCUAUUGUGUCAUAGUCUCCUACAUUAUUUUAACAUUUCUACAAACUUCAAAGUGUCUUCUUUCCAAUGGUACCAAUUAUAUGCAUACCCUGGCUUCAGGGCCUGAGCAACAGGCAGUCUACUUUGGGAACGUCAAUCAGGCGGAAAUUGAGAAAAAAUUACCCUAGCCUGAAGAAGUUUUUGAUUCCAUUCUUUUACUUUAAAUGUGUGUGUACUGUUGUGAAUUGUUAGAUACUACUGCACUGUUGGAGCUAGGAACACAAGCAUUUCGCUACACCCGAAUUUACAUCUGCUAAAUAUGUGUAUGUGACCAAUAACAUUUGAUUUGAUUUGAACAACAUUCAAAGAAUGUUAUUUAAAAACAUACACAUUCCGUUCUCAGCAUCAACAAAACUCUGUAUAUCCUCUAUCUUGUUAAGUGGCCACUCCUGAUCUUAAUUGUUAAUUGUGUUUGUUUCUUUUGAAAUAGGGUCUGUUUGAAUAGACUAAAAUGAACAGCUUUGUAUGAGUUUAAAAACAACAUGGCAAGAUAGCUCCAUCCUGGUGGCUCAGUGGACAAAUUCCAUGGAUAGAGACCAGAAGAUCAUAUGUUUGAAUCACACUGACACCAUGCCACAAUAAGAAAUGAAUGUGUUUGCAAAUUAAUUUCCACAUGUACUUAGAGUCACACUGAUACAAGUACAUCUCUUCUUCUAUAAAAACAACAGUGUGUCAGUUAUACAUAUUUAAUAAAAUAAUUAAAUAUGUACAUAUGUCAGAAACAAUCAAGUUAGUCAAAAUUGUCUUUAGCAAGCACACACAACCUAGGGAAAUUUCAAAGUAAGAACAGUCUAGCUAGCUAACUGAACGUUACACAUACUGAACCCAGGCAGAGAGAAUAUAGCAUGGGUGUGUGUUAAAAAGUGAUGAGCUGUCCCUGUGUCCUGUGUUUAUGUCCUUUUAAGGACAUCCUGUCCGGAUGUCCUCAUGCUAUUUAGAGUGUGCUUAUGUAAUGCUUGAUAGUGCAGCUGUUUCUGCGAAGUAAAGCAAAUGUUUGCAAUAAAAAGUAAUGGCCUGAUGA
Molecule: messenger RNA, 3727 nt
Organism: Oncorhynchus kisutch (coho salmon)
Lineage: Eukaryota; Metazoa; Chordata; Actinopteri; Salmoniformes; Salmonidae
Exons: 6
Coding region: 484-1233 (249 amino acids)
Source: RefSeq, a predicted model, not a curated record